Symbiodinium necroappetens is the source of this 2589-nucleotide messenger RNA. The record is from the annotation of a GenBank genome assembly. Lineage: Eukaryota; Dinophyceae; Suessiales; Symbiodiniaceae.
AUGGUAAUUCCAGUCGUGGGUGCAAGCCCACAAGAUGCUCCUCCACCAGCGGCGGUCAAGGAGUUUCACUCGUAUUUCUGGUGGGGGAUCUUCCUGAUAUUGGUAUCGAUGGCAGUGCUGCAGGUUGUUGCAGGAGACGGGUUUGGCAUGUUCUUCACGCUGAUAUUGGCGGCCAUCGUCUAUUACAUGGUGUCGGACCACUGCGCCAACAUGUCGAUGUACUGCCUGCUUGUUUUUGGACUGAUAUCCGGCUUCGAAUCGCUUUUUGGCGUCUUGACACUUUUCAGCGUAGUGGGUGGACGCAGCUCAAGCACCACCCUUAUCACCAGCAAAGAUGCAACCAGUGUCACCUACGAGACACAGGUCAAGGUACAUCCGCUCUUUGACUCCACGCAAGGGACAAAGUACAACAUCCAGUCGGGCCUGUUGGUGGCUCUUCCCAUCGUGAUGCUGCUUAGUGCGCUGCUUUCGUGGUGGUCCUUCCGAGCAUAUCCAAAUUCUUUGUUCUCGGACUUUGAUGAGGAGGCGGAGCCGAUCUAUGCGCAAGGGCCACCUGCAGGUCAAUAUGGCGGUCCGCCUCGUGCCCGGCAGCAGCAGGCACGAUCAGAUACAGUACCCGUAGCUUGGUCAGAGCUCGUGAGGCGCCAGCUACCGGUGCGACGUUGCCGCGACUCUUCGAGGGCCAAGGGCAGACAUUCGUGCGAUGGCGAUGCUGUUAAGAACACCAUCCCAGCGUCUCACACGAGUUACGUCGAUCCGUGGAUGCUUCACAUUGAAACUCAAUGCUUUCGCGCCAUGGGCGCCCAAUUCUGCUCUCCAAGCGAGGGAGUGGUGAUUCAGCUGCUGGCAGCCAGUGACAUCGACAUCGAUGGCUUGGCCAAGAUCAGCCUGCAGAGUUCAUCGAGUCAGGCCACUGGACAGGCGAAGCCUGUGACUCGUCAAGUUCGCAGCUGGCCUCUGACCAAGCUGACGGAGCACUAUGAGGUUCACGAACGUAGCAUCCAGGAUUUGCCGACUGUUCGUCUGGUUUCAGACCAAAGUGGAACGGUUUACCGGCUCAGCUCGCUUCGCAAGCCUUGUGGCAGACAUCGCCAGGAAAAACUGAGGGCACACGUUGCGCAGCUGCAAACUCAGGAGUUCGUCGGAACUGCCAGGAUCUUCGCAGUCUACGAAGACUGCAGGUCGAUGGCGGUAGUCACUGAGCACUGCACUGGCGGUACCGUGCAAGAGCGCAUUUUGCAGCGGAACGUCUUCUCCGAGCAGGAGUGUGCAAUGCUCGUGAAGCACAUGCUGGAGCCGCUCCGUGAACUUCACGAAGCUGGUCUGUCGCACGGCCACCUGUCGCCCGAGUCUUUCAGGUUCCAGAGCGAUCAAACUCAAGCCCCACUGAAGCUGGUGGAUUUUGGUCUUGAGCUCAAGGUGUGUCUAGACGAGUGGACACCAGAGUCUGGCCAUGGAGAGCUGUUCAUGCCGGGUGAGCAGGGCUAUGUUCGACAGUGGCCUCGCAUCGCUUGUUCGCAGCUGUUCGAGACCUGCCGCUUGGUCUUCUGUGCGCCGGAAGUGCUCAAGCACCUGAAGGUCGGAUUGGAGCAGGACUUGCCGGACAACCGGUUGCCGGUCGCGAGCUUGAAGCAAGGCGUCCGUGACUGGGAGACUGCGGAUAUGCUGGACCUGCAUCUACUAUCGGAGGCCAUUGACGCCCAUUUGGCCAGCCAGCAGGAUUUUGGCUGGGACUUCGCCGCUUCGGACGCAUGGAGUGUGGGGGCAAUUGCAUUCCUCCUCCUCUGCGGGUACCCACCAUUCUUUGCCCCUUGUAGACAUGCCAUCAUCUCGAGAGUUGAGAAGACGGACCUCUCGUUUGAUCCGCCUUUCUGGUCAAAAAUCUCGGAAGAAGCAAAGGACUUCGUCCAGAGAUGUUUGCACGGAAACGCGGCAAAGCGGCUGACAGUGCAACAGGCAUUGCAGCACCCAUGGGUUCGACAGCUGGCAGACACAUCACCGUCUGGCUCAAUGCUGCCCUCCUUCGCGUUGAACCUACGACGCUUUUGCAGGACUUGGCUCAUCGAGGUUUUUGUGGCGAACAGCUUGGCAUCCAAGCUGACCUACCUGGGCUCGUUGCAAGUCCAACGAGAGUGCCAAAAGGCGGACAAAGAAAAAGCCGGCUUCCUCACAUCAGCAGACCUGCGACAGGUCUUACAGAAUAGUGGACACUCUGAUAUCGUCGAGGCCAUCGGAUCGUGCUUUGCCCGCUUUCUGCGACACCCCGGAGAGUCGUAUUUGGACUAUAAUGCGCUGCUCGACUCUGUUCGACUGAGACGAGAGGUGUUACUUGAGGAGGAGAUUUGGGCCUGCUUCGAAGCUGAAGGGAUCGCCGAGCCUACGCCACAGUCCAUAGCUUCCUUCCACCAGGCCGCCUCUCUACAGAGCAUCUUCCGACGAGAAGGAAUGCAGGAUGGGCAUGCCAUCAGCGUAGAUGGAGUCGCCGCAGAGAAUUCCAAGGUCGACAUCAACGACUUUAUGGCCAAAGUGCUGUCUCAGCUGCGGUCCUUCGCGCAUGAAGCCAUGCAGAAGUCGCUCAGCAAAGAAUAG